Molecule: messenger RNA, 486 nt
Organism: Aureobasidium musti
Lineage: Eukaryota; Fungi; Ascomycota; Dothideomycetes; Dothideales; Saccotheciaceae
Source: the annotation of a GenBank genome assembly
AUGUCACAGCAAUCCAAAGCGACUCUGCAGAACCCAAAACGUAUUGUCAUGAUUAGUAGUGUUGCUGGCCAAGGUGCUUCGCUGCUGGUUCCACUGUACCACGCGGCCAAACAUGCAGUCGUCGGUUUUACACGCUCUUUGGCCGGUCUGGAUGAGAAGUUUGGCAUUCGUGUUAAUGCAUGUUGUCCAGGGAUCAUCAAGACACCUCUCUGGACAGACAACCCAGACAAGAUGAGGUACUUUGAUGAGGAGAAGGAUCUUUGGGCGACUCCAGAAGAGGUUGCGGAGGCAAUGCUAAAAUUGGUUGAAGAUGAAGAGAUGGUGGGUGGGACCAUUUUGGAAAUUGGCCAUGAAACCACACGUGUAGUACCUAUGUUCAACAACCCAGGACCGAAGGGCGCGGCCACCUCUAUCACUGGCAGUGUCGAACUCAUUAACGAAGUGUAUGACGCAGUGGCAACAGAAGGUUGGGGAAAGCCUCAAUGA